Messenger RNA from Hordeum vulgare subsp. vulgare (domesticated barley), 3316 nucleotides. RefSeq names its product probable LRR receptor-like serine/threonine-protein kinase At3g47570. Gene Ontology annotation, molecular function: ATP binding; protein binding; protein kinase activity. Gene Ontology annotation, biological process: protein phosphorylation. The transcript has 2 exons. The record is from RefSeq and is a predicted model, not a curated record. NCBI's taxonomy places the organism in Eukaryota, Viridiplantae, Streptophyta, Magnoliopsida, Poales, Poaceae. Bases 46 to 3201 code for a protein of 1051 amino acids.
CAUAUCGAACACGCAAAAUCUCCUUGGAAACCAAACCAAGAGCGCAUGGCGAUGAGCUUGCUAUGCUCGCUCGUUGCCCUCCUGCUGACCGUUCCAGCGAGCGCCAGCAGCAGCGAUGAGGCCGCGUUGCUCGCUUUCAAAGCGCAGCUCAGCCACGGCGGCUCGCUGGCCUCCUGGAACAGCAGCACCGGCUUGUGCAGCUGGGAAGGCGUGACCUGCGGCGGCCACCGCACGCCAGCGCGGGUGGUGGAGCUGAGGUUGAACGGCACCGGGAUCGCCGGACCGCUCUCCCCGGCCAUCGGGAACCUCACGUUCCUCCGGACGCUCGACCUUGGCAUCAACUCGCUCCAAGGGCGCAUCCCGGCGAGCCUCGGCCGCCUCCGCCGCCUGCGGAGGCUCUACUUGGAUGACAACUCAUUCUCCGGCACGUUGCCGGCCAACUUGAGCUCCUGUGUCAGCAUCACCGAAAUGAGGCUGGACAACAACACGCUUGGAGGGCGCAUCCCGGCUGAGCUCGGCCAGAAGCUCACGCACCUGGUGCUCAUCACGCUGAGAAACAACGUCUUCACGGGGACCAUCCCUGCGGCACUGGCCAAUCUGUCCCAUCUACAGUUCGUCGACCUCUCCGUUAACCAGCUCGCGGGCUCGAUCCCACCGGGGCUCGGUAGCAUCCAAAGCAUGCGAUAUUUCAACCUCGCCAGAAACCUCAUCAGUGGUACGAUCCCGCCUUCUCUCUACAAUUGGUCAUCCCUGGAACAACUUGAUGUUGGGCUAAAUAUGUUGUACGGAAUCAUUCCGGAUGAUAUCGGAAGCAAGUUCCCCAAGUUGAAAUCCCUUGGAUUAGAUGGUAACCACUUGGCAGGAACAAUCCCUUCCUCCAUAUCCAACAUGUCUUCCCUAAUAGAAGCUGGCUUUGACAGCAAUAGAUUUGGGGGGUAUGUGCCUCCCACAUUGGGGAAGCUGGGAGCUCUCCAAUAUAUCAACUUCCAUUACAACAAGCUUGAAGCAAAUGACACCAAGGGGUGGGAGUUCAUCACCUCUCUAGCAAACUGCAGCCAGCUGGAGAUAUUGGAACUCAGCACCAAUCUUUUUGCAGGAAAACUACCAGGUCCUAUUGUCAACCUCUCAACGACUCUCCAUGCCUUAGGUUUAAGUGAAAAUAUGAUCUCUGGGGUUAUUCCUGCGGACAUAGGCAAUCUGGUUGGUCUCAAGAGGCUUGCGAUAGCAAAUACUUCCAUAUCUGGAAUGAUUCCAGAGAGCAUUGGUAAGCUAGAAAACUUGAUAGAUCUAGGCUUGUACGGAAAUAGCUUGUCUGGCCUCAUACCUUCGGCGCUAGGGAACCUUUCGCAGUUGAAUAGGCUUUAUGCAUACCAUUGCAACUUGGAGGGACCGAUUCCAGCAAGCCUGGGGGAGUUGAGAAACCUCUUUGCACUUGAUCUGUCAAAGAAUCACCAUCUUAACUGUUCAAUACCCAAAGAGAUUUUCAAAUUACCCAGCCUUUCUUACUUCUUGGACUUGUCAUAUAACUCCUUUUCUGGACCCCUUCCCACUGAAGUUGGUAGCUUGAAAAGCCUUAACGCACUGAUUCUAUCGGGAAACCAGUUGUCUGGAAAGAUACCAGACAGUCUUCAGAAUUGCAUAGUGUUGGUAUGGCUAUUAUUAGACAACAAUUCCUUUGAAGGAAGCAUACCUCAAUCACUGAAGAAUAUAAAGGGGCUCAGUAAACUGAAUAUGACCAUGAACAAGUUCUCCGGUACUAUUCCCGUAGCCCUUGGACGUAUUGGAAACCUGCAGGAACUGUACCUAGCACACAACAAAUUGUCAGGAUCAAUCCCUGCAGUUCUACAGAAUUUGACAUCAUUGACCAAAUUGGAUGUAUCGUUCAACAAUUUGCAAGGUGAUGUGCCAAAGGAAGGUAUAUUCAAAAACAUCACUCACUUAGCGGUUGCUGGGAAUGUCAAUUUGUGUGGUGGUGCACCUCAACUUCACUUGGCUCCAUGUCCCACAAGCCACUUAAGCAAGAAGAAGAAAAAGAUGUCGAGGCCUCUUGUAAUUUCUCUAACGACAGCUGGAGCAAUCUUGUUCUCACUUUCAGUUAUUAUUGGUGUUUGGAUACUUUGCAAGAAGCUCAAACCAAACCAGAAGACAUUAACACAAAAUUCAAUUGCUGAUAAACAUUACAAGAGAAUCCCCUAUGAUGCAUUAUUGAGAGGAACUAACGAGUUUUCAGAAGUGAACUUGCUUGGAAGAGGAAGUUACAGCGCAGUUUAUAAGUGUGUUUUGGACACUGAACAUAGAACAUUGGCUGUCAAGGUGUUUAAUCUUGGUCAGUCUAGGUAUUCCAAGAGUUUUGAGGUUGAAUGUGAGGCCAUGAGAAGAAUACGACAUCGUUGUCUCAUUAAGAUCAUUACUUCUUGUUCGAGCAUCAACCACCAAGGUCAAGAGUUCAAGGCACUGGUUUUUGAGUUCAUGCCCAAUGGUAACUUGGAUGAUUGGCUCCAUCCAAAAUCUCAAGAGCCAACUGCAGAUAACACGCUCAGCCUUGCCCAGAGGCUUGAUAUUGCUGUUGAUAUUGUGGACGCAAUAGAAUAUUUGCAUAACUACUGUCAGCCAUGUGUAAUCCACUGUGAUCUUAAGCCAAGCAACAUUCUUCUUGCUGAAGACAUGAGUGCACGAGUUGCAGACUUUGGCAUAUCCAGGAUACUUGAAGAAAAUAUAAGUGAGGGCAUGCAAACUUUGUAUAGCUCAGCUGGAAUUAGAGGUUCCAUAGGCUAUGUUGCUCCAGAGUAUGGAGAAGGCUCUGUGGUCUCAAUGGCUGGUGAUAUUUAUAGUCUUGGCAUAUUGCUGCUCGAGAUGUUUACCGGAAGGAGCCCAACAGAAGGCAUGUUCAGAGGUUCAUUGGGUCUGCAUAGUUUUGUCGAGGAUGCUCUUCCAGGUAGAACCUUGGAGAUAGUUGACCCAACAAUGUCGUUGCACAGCGUACAAAAUGAUAACACUACAAAUAUUAGAAUCCAGGAGUGCUUGGUUUCAGUUUUCAAGCUUGGCUUAUCCUGCUCCAAGGCAGAGCCUCGAAACCGAGCACUGAUGAGAGAUGUAGCAGCGCGGAUGCAUGCAAUCAGAGAUGCGUACCUCAAGUAUAUGGGGGAGCAUGGAGCAGAAAGAGAAGCCUCGACACGAGAAAUCAAACACAACGCUGAAUAAACAAGCUGGUACAGGACAUGAUCCUGCAUUUGGUUGAAAAAUUAUGCAUCGUUUCAGUUAGUAAUUGUUUUCAGAGCUAUGUUGCUUUACGACCGUAUUAAAUAAAUGCCGAACC